Melampsora larici-populina 98AG31 is the source of this 855-nucleotide messenger RNA. RefSeq lists its product as uncharacterized. The record is from RefSeq and is a predicted model, not a curated record. The transcript has 2 exons. Lineage: Eukaryota; Fungi; Basidiomycota; Pucciniomycetes; Pucciniales; Melampsoraceae. The coding region runs from base 1 to 855 and encodes 284 amino acids.
AUGCCCUUGGACCCAGGACUCGAUGAACUCUUGAUCAAACACUCUCAACACAAACUCACCCAGAAACAACUACUAGACCUCCUUUGUCAGCAAUCUACUUACGAAAAUCUGUCUCUUUGUAGCCUUCAAAGACAUCUCCAGCGACUUAAGCUGAGUACUGCUCAACCUAGCCUCAGUCAAGCCGACAAAGAUCAGUGUGCCACUCUCAUGAAGGAAUAUCAUACCAAACGAUGGCAACAAAAAGAAGUGGUUCAAGUUAUACAAAACCGUCACAAGUUUCCUUUAUUUACAAUGACAAUGCUCAAAUCAUUAUCAAAACAAAUAGGAUUGCAUUGGCGUAAAGAUGAUAUAGAGCUGGGUCUUAUUACAGCUGAGGAAGCAGCAAGAAAGAUGAUUGAAAGGAAACAAGCUGGCGAUGAAAAUGCAGGAUCACGUCGUAUGGCUCACAUCAUGGCAACCGCUGAAUCCGUCCGGCCCAAUCAAAACACUGUGGCCAAACUCCUUUCUGCAAUGCUUGAUAAGUACUAUCCUGACAGGGAUGAACUGUCUGUGGUAACAGCCGAACCACUCAGUACUCUGUUCAACAAUUUGAUAUCUCAACUAGGUUGGAAUGUAGACACACUCAAUAUCAACUCUGUGUGGGAUCUCCUCGAAGCAAUGCAUCAAAUUUUGAAAGAGCAGGACCUGAACCUUGAUGAUUUAAAAUCAGCAAACAAUUCUCAAAAUCACAAAUAUGAAGAUGAAGACAAUGAAGAAAUUGAAGAAAUUGAAGAUGAAGAAGAUGAAGAAUUGGAAACUUUGCUCAAAAGUGAAUACAAAUUUAUAGACAAAAGUGAUGAUGAUGGUGUGGAAUAA